UUAAGUUGAAUGCUUUUUGCGUUUGCUUUCGAUUUCUGCACUUUAAUUUAUUGUGGACCGUUGCUUGAUCAAACAGCUUAUUAUCUAAAUUUGAUGAAUUGGUUAUGAAAUGAUCUGUUUUGAGUUGGGAUAUGUUCAAACCUAGCUGUAUUCCUAUCAAUCCUUCUUUGUAAAACAUGGUUAACAAAAUAUUUGGUGUUGUGGUGGCUAUCUGUGUAAUUUGGUGGCACAAUUUUUGUACACCAUGAAUUUAGGGUUUCUUAGCAACAUUGCUUGGAUUAAAGCUCAGAGUAAUCAAGAAUCAUUGUCAGUUCAAAUUCAAACCAAAAAUUUUACUUCACAAGCCAAACAAGAAUCAUAUGGUAUUGAUCCCAAAUUGUCUGGGUGGCCUUUGUCCUUUCUUUCGUUGUUUCCAUGGGCAAAUAAUGUCGGAGAUAAGUUUCAAAGACCAACUACUAUCAAUAAAGAGUUGAAGAGACAUGCACAAAAUCGUGAAAAUGUUGUUGGAAAAGAUAACGUGGCUGCCCCUUUACGCUUUAGGCCUUAUGUGUGUAAGGUUCCAUGGCAUACAGGGGUUAGAGCAUUUCUUUCACAGUUGUUCCCUCGAUAUGGACAUUAUUGCGGACCAAAUUGGUCAAGUGGGAAAGAUGGUGGAUCUCUUGUUUGGGACAAGCGACCAAUUGAUUGGUUGGAUUACUGUUGUUAUUGCCAUGAUAUAGGGUAUGAUACUCAUGAACAAGCUAAGCUUUUGAAGGCUGAUUUAGCCUUUCUUGAGUGUCUUGAGAAUCGGCAAAUUAUGCGUACUAAAGGAGACCCUAAUAUUGCUCAUGUUUAUAAGACAAUGUGCAUAAAUGGUCUUAAGAAUUUUCUAAUACCUUACAGAACGAAUCUUGUUACUCUACAACAAUAUAGGCAACCUUUGAUUCAGUUUGGAUGGCUAAGCAACUUGAGAUGGAGAAGUUGGAACGAUCAGAAAACACGAAAAUUUAGUUAAUGGGGAAAGUUAAGAGUUACAAAUUGUGAAUUGCAUAUAGUCUUUUUUGCCAAAGUAUGCUUCUUAUAAUCUUUAUGUAUAUAAUAUAUCCUGUCCAUAGUUUGUUUGUAAAUUGAAACUUGUGGUUGUGAUUGACAUAUUCUCUCUUAACAAAUUGUCCAUAGUUUGUUUGUAAAUUGAAAUUUGUGGUUGUACUUGACAUAUUCUCUCUUAACAAGAUUGCCUGUGUGGUAUGAAGAUCUUAGAUGCCACAAAGUAAUUUUGUUAUUAAGGAAUUCAUUAGCUUGUUUCUGUGCUUUAUGCACAAAGUUUUGCAGCUCAAUGCUUAUAUAAUGUGUAGUUUGGUAGGAAGAGUUUACAACA
This is a messenger RNA of Cicer arietinum (chickpea), 1357 nucleotides long. RefSeq lists its product as uncharacterized. Lineage: Eukaryota; Viridiplantae; Streptophyta; Magnoliopsida; Fabales; Fabaceae. The record is from RefSeq and is a predicted model, not a curated record. Gene Ontology annotation, molecular function: A2-type glycerophospholipase activity. Gene Ontology annotation, biological process: arachidonate secretion; phospholipid metabolic process.